AUGUCCUCCACUUCCGACCUGCGUAAGCGGAAAUCCAACCCCGUCCUACGAUCAGACGACAUUCGCAAUGGAAACUCGACGGCUUUGCUCAAAGUCAAUGCGGUUCCGACAGAGCACGGACAAGAGAUGGACAAGAAGUUGGAUGAGCACCAGACAUACGAAUUCGGAGGGCCCGUUGGCGUCACGGCGAUGAUGGUCGGCUUUCCACUGCUCAUGUACUACCUCUGGAUAUGCCUUUGGUACUACCAAGGGAGAUUCGUCCAUCCGACCUCGGUGGAGGACAUUGGACCUUUCUUCCGCCGGAUGUGGAUGCAUUGUCUCGAUGGCGCGUACCCCAACGCUUUCGCUUGGAAGACUUACCUCGGCUUGACAUUCGGCGAACUCUUCUUCGCGGCCGUGUUGCCCGGAGUCACCCAAAACGGUCUACCGGUCCCAUCCUUGAACUAUGCCACCCUGCCAUACCACUGCAACGCCCUUUUUUCAUGGUACUCCACCCUCCUCGUUGCUUUCGGUCUACACAAGACUGGGAUCUUCCGGCUCCCAUGGAUCAUUGAAAACUUUGGUCAUCUGAUGACCGUCGCCAUCAUCACCUCAUUCGCUUGCUCCCUCGCCAUGGAUCUCUUGGCUAGAGGUUUCCACUGGGGAGGUAAACCAUUGAGAUUGAGCCACAACCUCGUCUACGACCAUUUCAUGGGCAUCUCACUCAAUCCGCGUCUCGGACCAGUCGACCUCAAGAUGUUUGCUGAAGUCAGAGUCCCAUGGGUCCUCUUGUUUCUCAUCUCUGUAUCUGGCGCUGUCAAACAGUAUGAAGAACUCGGAAGAGUCACCUACAACAUGGCACACAUGGUCUUUGCAACGGGGCUGUACAUCAACGCGUGCGCGAAAGCCGAGCACAUGAUCCCACAGACUUGGGACAUGUUCCAUGAAAAGUUUGGAUGGAUGUUGAUCUUUUGGAAUAUGGCCGGAGUACCAUUCACCUACUGCUACCCCACCAUCUUCAUGGUUCGUGCCUCGCCAUCGACCUACGAAUUCCCACUCUGGGGCAACAUUGCCAUGUUUGUCACCCUUUGCACUUGCUACUACAUCUUUGACUCGUCCAUGGCCCAGAAAUCGACGUUCAAGAUGCAACAGCAGGGCGACUACAAGCCUCGAAAUGCUUUCCCCGUGGUCCCUUGGUCAGAGGUCAAGAACCCGACGUACAUCCAGACAAAACACGGCAACAAGCUUCUCACUUGUGGGUGGUGGCAAUUCGCUCGAAAGAUCAAUUACACUGCCGAUUGGUUCCAAGCUCUGACGUGGGGUCUUACGGGAGGCUUCAACACGCCCAUCACCUUGUUUUAUCCAAUCUUCUUCCUCGCAGUGUUGAUCCAUCGAUGUGGGCGAGACUUUGAAAAGUGCGCGCUCAAGUAUGGAGAUGACUGGGUAGAGUAUUGCAAAGUGGUUAAAUACAAGUUUAUACCCGGUAUCUACUAG
Messenger RNA from Kockovaella imperatae, 1473 nucleotides. RefSeq names its product delta24(24-1) sterol reductase. Gene Ontology annotation, biological process: ergosterol biosynthetic process. Gene Ontology annotation, cellular component: endoplasmic reticulum membrane. The record is from RefSeq and is a predicted model, not a curated record. Gene Ontology annotation, molecular function: Delta24(24-1) sterol reductase activity. The coding region runs from base 1 to 1473 and encodes 490 amino acids. Lineage: Eukaryota; Fungi; Basidiomycota; Tremellomycetes; Tremellales; Cuniculitremaceae. The transcript has 5 exons.